AUGGCAGACCUCCGAUCUUCCAGGGACGACGAGGGCGAGGAGCGCGGGGGCUGGGCGCACGAAGACAAGGCGCGCGGGGAGCAGGGGCGCGCGCGCGAGUGGGAGGAGGCGGAGCGGCAGAGCCGCGAGGUCAAGCUGGGACUGCACCCGCUGCAGGUGCGCUUCCGCAUUGUGACUGUAUCGAAAUAUUUUGGACAGGAGACUGCAUUUGCAGAGCUUCACCGAGUGAAUCGGGUUCUUGCAUUGAGCACCUCCAUCCGUCCACCCCUCCAUCCCCGCUGCAAGCAGACGCGCUACGUGGUGUGGUACACGCGGCGGCAGCGGCAGCCGCCCGGGCAGCGCAGCGCGACGUCGUAUGAAGACAGCAUUCGGCGCAUCGCUGACUUCAGCACUGUGGAGGGGUUCUGGGGGUGCUACUGCCGCAUGGUGCGCCCAUCCGCGCUGCCCGCUCCCACGGACGUGCACGUCUUCAAAGACGGCAUCCGCCCGCUCUGGGAGGUGAGCGCCCCUCCUCUCCCCUCUUUCCACCGCUCAGAGUGUAUCCCCUCUUCACUGCGCUGCCCGCCCCCACGGACGUGCACGUCUUCAAAGACGGCAUCCGCCCGCUCUGGGAGACGGCAUCCGCCCGCUCUGGGAGGUGAGCGCCCCUCCUCUCCCCUCUUUCCACCGCUCAGAGUGUAUCCCCUCUUCACUGCGCUGCCCGCCCCCACGGACGUGCACGUCUUCAAAGACGGCAUCCGCCCGCUCUGGGAGAUGCGCCAGCCCGCCCUGCGGAUCCCCUCCUCCACCUCCGCCCCUUCUUCUCGUAUGCAGCAACCUGUUGCUUACCCCCUCUCUUCGCCCUCUGUGCGUCCACCCCCCCUUUCCCUCUUCCCCCUUCCUCCUUCCGUUAUCCAUACGUCCCCUCCUCCCAACCCCCGUGCCCCCCUGUAG
Molecule: messenger RNA, 933 nt
Organism: Closterium sp. NIES-65
Lineage: Eukaryota; Viridiplantae; Streptophyta; Zygnematophyceae; Desmidiales; Closteriaceae
Source: the annotation of a GenBank genome assembly